AUGGAGGAAGCAGAAGAUGACAUGACAUGUGGAGACUUGGGAAACGGACUUGGGAGAAGACCGGGAGGUGUUUAUGAAGGGGAAAACUUACAAAAUUACUAUUUAGUUAGAUCUAGGAAGGGAUCUGGAAGGGCUUGUAAUUCCCCCUUGUCAGCAAAGGCAGCAGAAGAAAGCGAUGCUGCAGCUCUUCCUGCUCCAAAACGAAACAGCUUUUACGAUGGAUCACUCAAAAAACCUGCCUCUAGUUCCACACGACAGAAUAGCUGUGAAUCUAAUACUGAAGUGUCAAAUGAAGAACUAAAGCAACAACUUCGAGAAGCUCUGGAGGAACUUGAAAUUUUGAAAGUUGAGCUUGAAGCAUCUCGAAGACAGCUUGAAGGAAAAGAUGAAGCCCUAAGAAUCCUGCAGAGCAUGGCUGUAUUUGACAAAGCCACAAGCCAUACAAAAGCAAUGCUUCAGAAAACCGAGGAGGAAAAGAGGACCCUAGAGAAGGAAAUAAAUAUCUUGCAAUGGGAAAUUGAAUUUGAUCAGGACAGAUUUAAAAACAUAGAGGACACCUGGACAGAAAAAUACGACAGGAUAUACUGUGAAAAUGCAGCUCUUAAGGAAGCAUUGAAACUGAGGACAGAAGAAGUUAAAACACUUAAAGCUGAAAAUACAAUCCUGAACCAGCAGUGCUUGGAAUUCCUUGCAAUGCUAGAUGUGAAACAGCAGAAAGUUUUUCAGGAGAACAUGUCGUUGAGCAAAAGUGACAUUACUGAUUAUACAGGUCUUGAACUGGCAGUGCUGGGAGCCUGCACCUGCAGUCCUGCUGAGGGGCAGCCCUGUCCCUGUGCCAAAGUGGCAGCUCUCACUCGGAAGCAGCUCCUGCAUCUCAAGCAAGAGGUUGAAAAUCUGAAGAAGAGCAAGGAUGAAGCAUAUAUCAUGGCAGAUGCCUUCAGAAUUGCAUUUGAGCAGCAGCUGAUGCAGAGGAAGGACCAGGCUCUGCGGCUGGCAGAAGUGAUAAAUGUGAAGAAGGAAACCAAAUUUGCAACCUGGAGACGCCUGCGAGGCACUGAGCGUGUCAAGCUCCCGGGGAACAAGAACAACCUGGGGCGGAAGCUGUCCAGCCUGCUUUCAUCAGAUGGGGACUGCAGGAAGGUGGAGGAGCUGGACAAUCCCCACGAAAUCCUGCGGAUGUUGAUAGAUCUGGUCAACGACAAGGAGGAGGCCCUGGCGCACCAGCGCAAGGUCAGCUACAUGCUGGCACGGGCAGCUGAGGCCAGGGCGGCCGGGCUGGGGCAGGAGACAGCAGGAAGGUGUCGUCUUGGAGCCCCCAGUCCCUUGGCCUCCCCUCACGCUGACGGCCGUCGCCUCCCCAUGCCAAGCCCUGCUCCCGCCCUGCCCCUCACAGCGGCGGCUGCGGAGCUCCGCAGGCCACGCUCCUGGCCCUUGGCGCUCGGGGACCGCCCCGCCCCUCCUGAGUUAAUACACGUGACUCCGCCCCUCUGUGUCAAUCACACGUACAACCCCGCCCAUUUCAACAUACCACGCCUCCCCACGCUGUCCGUCAGACGUGUGGCCCCGCCCCUUCCCCCGCCUGCGCCCCACGCCGGCCGUGGCGGGAAGCGCACGCGCAGGGUGGGGAUGGGCGCGGUCGCGACGACGUCACGCCUGGGCGUGGCCGCGCAGGCGCAUUGCGUGCAGCGGAGGGUCGAGGCCGCCGCCCGGAGCUGCCGGCGGGGCUGGGGCGGGCCCUGA
This is a messenger RNA of Cinclus cinclus, 1740 nucleotides long. RefSeq names its product coiled-coil domain containing 125 (gene CCDC125). The transcript has 12 exons. Gene Ontology annotation, cellular component: cytoplasm. The record is from RefSeq and is a predicted model, not a curated record. Gene Ontology annotation, biological process: negative regulation of Rho protein signal transduction; negative regulation of cell motility. The coding region runs from base 1 to 1740 and encodes 579 amino acids. Lineage: Eukaryota; Metazoa; Chordata; Aves; Passeriformes; Cinclidae.